AUGAGUCUUCGUAAUUUUCUCGUUUGGUUAUGCAUAUCAAUGAUCGUCAUUGAGUUUACUCAAGCAAUCAAUGAUGAUUUACUUUCAUCAUCAAUCGAGGAUACCAAUGACCAUCCAUUGUAUCGUCGUAAUUCGAAAAAAGUAGCACAAAUGCUACAACAAAUGUUACAACGUGGUGAAAUGCAAGUUCAACCAUAUCGUAUUCAUGAAUUCCUUCACCGACUUCAUCGUCGACAAGCAAAUGAUUAA
This is a messenger RNA of Rotaria sp. Silwood2, 249 nucleotides long. NCBI's taxonomy places the organism in Eukaryota, Metazoa, Rotifera, Eurotatoria, Philodinida, Philodinidae. The record is from the annotation of a GenBank genome assembly.